GACUGGCAGAGACACUGGGGCGGAAGGCAGUGAGCAAACACCACCACCCACCAUGAAGUUCUACAUGUGUGCAGCUGUGGGCCUCCUGGCAGUGGCGGCGCUGGUGCACGCCGACCCUGAGCCCGAGGCCCUCGCUGAGGCUGACCCUGAAGCCUCCCAUCCCUACUACCCUUACCGCUACUACGGCUACCCUUACCGCCACUACGGCUACCGCUACCACCACCACCACAAGCGGUCUGCUGAACCCGAGGCUGCGGCCGAUGCUGACGCGUCCAGACACUCCUACAGCCACUACGGCUACUACCGCUACCCCUACGACUACGGCCACCCCCACCACCACCACAAGCGUUCUGCUGAUCCAGAGCCCAGCGCUGAUGCCUCUGCUGAGCCCAGCCGCAACUACUACCACGGCCGCUACUACGGCUACCCCAGCCACUACUACGGUUACCGCCACUACUACGGCCACCCCCACCACCCCCAUAAGCGUUCUGCUGACCCAGAGCCCAGCGCUGACGCCUCUGCUGAGCCCAGCCGCACCUACUACCACGGCUACGGCUACCCCAGCCACUACUACGGUUACCCUCGCCACUACUACCACUAG
This is a messenger RNA of Portunus trituberculatus (swimming crab), 601 nucleotides long. RefSeq names its product histidine-rich glycoprotein-like. The transcript is spliced from 2 exons. The record is from RefSeq and is a predicted model, not a curated record. NCBI's taxonomy places the organism in Eukaryota, Metazoa, Arthropoda, Malacostraca, Decapoda, Portunidae. The coding region runs from base 53 to 601 and encodes 182 amino acids.